Molecule: messenger RNA, 15955 nt
Organism: Dermochelys coriacea (leatherback sea turtle)
Lineage: Eukaryota; Metazoa; Chordata; Testudines; Dermochelyidae
Gene: ARFGEF3
Product: ARFGEF family member 3
Exons: 36
Coding region: 411-7157 (2248 amino acids)
Biological process (GO): regulation of ARF protein signal transduction
Molecular function (GO): guanyl-nucleotide exchange factor activity
Source: RefSeq, a predicted model, not a curated record
GCUUCAGGCGCGCCCCGGCGGGAAAGUCCGGCCACGCCACCUGUGCUCGGCUGCUGAGAGCAGCCCCCCCGCCGCGGGCCAGCCAAUCCUCGGCCCCCUUUCCCCGGCGCGGCUGGGGAGCCCGGCCCCAGGGCGGGGCUGAGGAUGCGGCCUCCUCGCGGCCGCAGCGACGCCUUCCGCAGCACCGCAGGGACCUGCCCGCCGGGGAAGCCGGCAACGGGGGGGGCGGAGGCGGAGGCGGCCCAUGACGUGUCCGGGUCCUGGAGCGCAGCGUGAUUCAUCAACGGCAGCGGCGCGCCCGGGGCGGGAUGCUGCGCAGCGUCCCCGCUUAGAGCCGGGCCAGGGGCGAACCCCGCGCUUUGCCCCGCCGUCUCCUUGGCGCGGGGCGCAGGGUCCCCGGCGGAGCCAAGAUGGAAGAAAUCCUGAGGAAGCUGCAGAAGGAAGCGUCGGGGAACAAGCACAAAGCGAUCAAGGAGAGCUGCGGCUGGGCCAUUGAAACUUUGGAAUCUUCUGAUGAUGCUGCUACCAAGAUCCCUCCAUACAAGCUGAGGGAGAAGUGUCUCCUUCCACUGCAGCUGGCUUUGGAAUCAAAGAACGUGAAGUUGGCCCAACAUGCUCUAGCAGGGAUGCAGAAGCUGCUGUCUGAUGAGAGAUUUGUAUCCGUGGAAACAGGCUCAGAUGAGAAGCACUUACUAAAUCAGAUGCUGAAUGCUGUCAAAGUGACUCCUUCCCUGAAUGAAGACCUGCAGGUAGAAGUGAUGAAGGUUUUGCUUUGUAUCACAUAUACCUCCACAUUUGACCUGAAUGGAAGUUCAGUGCUAAAGAUUGCUGAGCUGUGUUUUGCAUGUCACAAAGCUGGAAGCCCCCAAAUGCAUGAAAUGAUCAAAGUGUCCAUUGCUCAUCUCUUCAGUACCCUGUGCUCUCGCAUUUUUGCUGGUGCAUCCCCACCAAUGACAUUUCACGAGGUUUGCAUUGAGACAUAUGUAUCUAGCUGUCACCAGCGGAGUAUAAACACCGCUGUGCGGGCAACCCUCAGCCAAAUGUUGAGUGACUUGACUUUACAGUUACGGCAAAAGCAAGAGAAUACGACAACUGAAAACCAUGAAGCCAUGCAAGAAUUCAAGAGCCAAGGUUCAACAGUAGAGUCCCUUUGCGACGAUGUUGUGUCUGUCCUCACUGUGCUCUGUGAGAAGCUUCAGGCUGUCAUAAAUGAAAAUCAGCAACUGCAGCUUCUCUACCUGGAAUGUAUUCUCUCAAUGCUAAAUAGUUCCUCUCCCAGCAUGCACAAUCACAGAGGAUUCACUGACCUUAUUUGGAAGCAAUUAUGUCCAGCCCUUAUAGUAAUCCUGGGAAAUCCAAUCCAUGACAAAACAAUCACCUCUGCCCACAGUAGCAUCUGUCUCGAGGCCGAUUCACCCUCCUCAGGGGUCGCUGAUCAUGGCCGAGGGUCAGGUUGCUCCUCCACAGCACCCACCCUCAGUGGCCCUGUUGCUCGGACCAUAUAUUACAUUGCAGCGGAACUGGUUCGAUUGGUGGGGUCAGUAGAAUCCAUGAAACCUGUGCUCCAGUCACUCUAUCACCGUAUGUUGCUGUAUCCCCCACCCCAGCACCGAGUGGAGGCCAUCAAGAUCAUGAAAGAGAUACUAGGUAGUCCACAACGGCUCCGUGAUUUGGCAGGACCCUGCUCCUCUGAACCAGAAUCCAGAAAGAGGUCAAUCUCGAAAAGGAAGUCCCAUCUGGAUCUUCUCAAACUCAUCAUGGAUGGGAUGACUGAAGCUUGCAUAAAAGGUGGUAUUGAAGCAUGUUAUGCCUCUGUUUCUUGUGUCUGUGCCCUGCUCGGGGCAUUAGAUGAACUAAGCCAAGGGAAAGGCCUUAAUGAGGAACAGGUCCACCUGCUACUCCGACGCCUGGAAGAAUUGAGGGAUGGGGCUGAGACAAGCAGAGACUCCAUGGAGAUAAACGAUGCUGACUUUAGAUGGCAAAGGCGCAUCCUGUCAUCGGAACGUACCCCCUGGGAAUCGAAAAAUGAGAAGAGUCCUGACAUUAGCAUUAGUGUUACCACAGAUACUGGUCAAACCACUUUGGAGGGAGAUAUGGGGCAGACUACUCCAGAGGAUAAUCCUGAAGAUCAAAAAAACUCUCUGCAGUCUCCAGCUGGCCAAGACUUUAAAGAGAUUGAGUGUAAAGAGCCAGAGUCAGAAACAACAGAGCAGCCAGAUGUGGUUCAAAGGAGUCACACUAUCGUUUAUCCAGAUAUAACUAAUUUCCUGUCGGUUGAUUGCAGGACACGGUCCUAUGGAUCCAGAUAUAGUGAAAGUAACUUCAGCAUUGAUGACCAAGAUGUUUCAAGAACUGAAUUUGACUCGUGUGAUCAAUAUUCCAUGGCAGCAGAGAAAGACUCUGGGAGGUCAGAUGUCUCCGAUAUAGGGUCUGAUAACUGUUCCCUGGCUGAUGAAGAGCAGACCCCAAGGGACUGUCCAGGUCAUAGGUCCUUGCGUACUGCUGCUCUCUCUUUAAAAUUACUGAAGAACCAAGAAGCAGACCAGCACAGUGCCCAGCUGUUUGUACAGUCCCUUGAAGCCCUUCUUCAUCGGCUUAUAACACUCCAUAGUAUAGAGGAGGUGGAUUCAGCGCUCCAGAAUUUUUCAUCGACCUUCUGCUCAGUUAUUCACCUAAUCCACGCCCCCAAAGUGACGUCAAUGGAAAGUCCAAGGCAGCAGCAGCACAGAACUUUCAAACCCUCACGAGAUAUGAUGUUCUCACCAGGAUUUGAGGGGAACCCCAAUUUCAGCUUCCAGACUCUGAUGAAUGCAGACAGUAUCUACAUGGUCUCGCACUACACCCUUCUCCUCAACCUGAAGUUAUCCAACUCUGAAUACUACAGGAAGAAACCUGCCCAAGCACCUGUGUUGCUGAAGGAGUUUAUGAAGCAGGUUCAGGCCAGUGGAGUAUUGAUUGUGUUCUCUCAGGCUUGGGUUGAGGAGCUCUACCAUCAGAUACUGGAAAGGAACAUCCUGGGAGAGGCUGGUUACUGGGGAAACCCUGAGGAGCACAGUCUUCCACUCAUCACCAUGUUGACUGACAUUGAUGGCUUGGGGAGCAGUGCAAUAGGUGGGCAGCUGAUGGCAUCUGCAUCAACACAAUCUCCUCUCACCCAGAACCAGAAGACCGAAGAUUCUGUUGUGGCAGGUGUUGCUUUUGCCCGACACCUUCUGAUCGGUUGCUGGAAGAAUUUGAUUGAUACCUUAUCCACACCUUUGACUGGUCGAAUGGCAGGAAGCUCCAAAGGGUUAGCAUUCAUCCUGGGAGCCGAAGGCGUCAAGGAGCAGAACCAGAAGGAGAGAGAUUCCAUUUGUAUGAGCCUGGAUGGACUGAGGAAGGCAGCCCGGCUGAGCUGUGCUCUAGGGGUUGCUGCCAAUUGUGCAUCUGCCCUUGCUCAAAUGGCUGCUGCUUCCUGUGUUCAAGAAGAGAAGGAGGAAAGAGAAGCCCAAGAGCCCAGUGAUGCUAUAACUCAAGUGAAACAGAAAGUGGAGCAGAAGCUGGAACAGAUUGGGAAAGUGCAGGGAGUCUGCCUGCACCCUGCACAUGUUUUGUGCAUGGAUGCCAUCCUCAACGUGGGCCUGGAAAUGGGAAGCCACAAUCAAGACUGUUGGCCGCAUGUGUUCAGGGUGUGUGAAUACAUCAGCACUCUGGAGCACACCCAUUUCAGCGAUGGCGCAUCUCAGCCCCCUCUCACUAUAACCCAAUCGCAGCAGGCCGCAGGAGGGUUGCAGGUGGAUUAUCCGUCUGCAGACUCUCCCCAGGAAUUGACCCCUGAGCAGGAGACCACCCUGAGCAAUAAUCCCAUCAUCCAGCCCAUCUCCAUCCAGGACCUCAUCAAGGAGGGUAGCAAGGGCAGAGCUUUCGACUUUCGCGGAGGCAGCCUGCUAAGUGGGAGCAAUGCUGCCAAGGCUGUCCUUACCCUCUCCACGCAGGCUGACAGGCUAUUUGAAGAUGCUGCUCACAAGCUAAACCUGAUGGCACUGGGUGGCUUCCUAUACCAGCUCAAAAAAGCUUCUCAGUCCCAGCUCUUCUACUCAGUCACAGAUACAGUUGAUUACUCCUUAGCAAUGCCAGGUGAGGUAAAGUCGACCCAGGACAGGAGAAGUGCACUCCAUUUGUUUCGUCUUGGGGAUGCCAUGCUCAGGAUUGUACGGAGUAAAUCCCGCCCAUUGCUCCACCUCAUGCGCUGCUGGAGCCUGGUGGCACCUCAUCUUGUAGAGGCUGCCUGUCAUAAGGAGAGACAUGUUUCUCGGAAAGCUGUCUCCUUCAUUCAUGACAUCCUCACCGAGAUGCUGACAGACUGGAAUGAGCCCCCUCAUUUUCACUUCAGUGAGGCACUGUUCCGCCCCUUUGAGCGCAUCAUGCAGCUGGAGCUGUGUGAUGAGGAUGUCCAGGACCAGGUGAUCACGUCUAUAGGAGAGCUGGUAGAGGUGUGUUCCAUUAAGAUCCAGUCCGGGUGGAGGCCCUUGUUCAGUGCACUGGAAACAGUACACAGCAAUAGCAAGUCAGAGCUUAAGGAGUACCUUGUUGGAGAGUAUUCUAUGGGGAAAUGCCAGGCUCCAGUUUUUGAUGUUUUUGAAGCAUUUCUCAACACAGACAACAUCCAGGUCUUUGCCAAUGCCGCCACUAGUUACAUUAUGUGCCUUAUGAAGUUUGUCAAAGGACUGGGAGAAGUGGAUUGUAAGGAGAUUGGUGAUUGUGUGUCAGGAUCUAUGUCUACAGACUUGUGCCUUCCCGCUCUUGAUUACCUCAGGAGGUGUUCCCAGUUGCUAGCCAAAAUCUACAAAAUGCCCUUGAAGCCCAUUUUCCUCAGUGGCCGUCUGCCCAACUUGCCCCGAAGAGUGCAGGAGCGAUCAGCCAGCAGUGAGGAUGGGAUUGAGUGUGCCCUUUCUGACUUGGAGGAUGACUCUGGCCUUAUCAAUGUCUGGAUCAUUCUGCUGGAAGAAUUAACCACUGCCAUAUCCAACUGUCCCCGCCAGCACCAGCCACCCACCCUGGAUUUACUCUUUGAGCUGCUGAGAGAUGUUGCCAAAAUUCCUGGCCCAGGAUUUGGCAUAUAUGUGGUUGUACAUCUUCUACUCCCCACAAUGUCCCUCUGGCUCCAUCGUAGUCAUGGUGACCAUUCUUACUGGGAUGCAGCAUCUGCUAAUUUCAAGCAUGCCAUUGGCCUUUCCUGUGAACUGGUAGUGGAGCACAUUCAAAGUUUCAUACAUUCAGACAUUGGCUACGAGAAUAUGAUUAAUACAAUGCUAAAAGAUCUCUUCAAGUUGUUGGUAGCCUGUGUGGCGGAGCCUACAGAAACAAUCUCCAGAGUUGGCUGCUCAUGUAUCAGGUAUGUCCUGGUGACAGCAGGGCCUGUUUUUACUGAAGAGAUGUGGAGGCUUGCAUGCUGUGCAUUACAGGACGCGUUCUCUGCAACUCUUGAGCCAGUAAAGAACCUAUUGGGCUAUUUCCACAGUGGUUCUGAAAGCUUUAGUGGCGAUGCCUGUGAAGUGAAGGUGGCGGCCCCAUCUCUCUCUCCCAGUGCUGAAGCUGAGUACUGGAGAAUCCGAGCCAUGGCACAACAGGUUUUCAUGUUAGACACCCAGUGCUCACCAAAGACCCCCAACAACAAGGAGGGAUUUGAACAUGCUCAAUCCUGUGUGCUGAUCAUUGAACUGCCUGCUGACAAGAAACACAAUGGGCACACCCAGAAAAGUAUCCCUUUCAGGACAAUAGUGGUGAGUCUGUUGUCUCAUCAAGUGCUUCUCCAGAAUUUAUAUGAUAUCUUGCUAGAAGAGUUUGUGAAGGGCCCCUCUCACGUGGAAGAGAAGACAGUACAAGUGCCAGAAACCAAACUGGCUGGUUUCCUCAGGUACAUUUCCAUGCAGAAUUUGGCUGUCAUCUUUGACUUACUGCUGGAUUCUUAUCGGACAGCCAGAGAGUUUGACACCAGGCCUGGGUUGAAGUGCUUGCUGAAAAAAGUGUCUGGCAUUAGUGGAGCUGCCAACUUGUACCGCCAGUCGGCAAUGAGCUUCAACAUUUACUUCCAUGCCUUGGUCUGUGCUGUACUGACAAACCAGGAGAACAUCACCGCAGAGCAGGUGAAGAAGAUCCUAUUUGAGGAUGAUGAAAGAAGCACAGACUCCUCCCAGCAGUGCUCUUCAGAAGAUGAAGACAUUUUUGAAGAAACUGCCCAAGUCAGUCCCCCAAGGGGGAAGGAGAAGAGACAGUGGAGGGCUAGAAUACCAUCUUUGAGUGUUCAGCCAGUGAGCAAUGCAGACUGGGCUUGGUUAAUCAAAAGGCUUCACAAGCUAUGCAUGGAACUUUGUAACAACUAUAUCCAAAUGCAUCUGGAUUUAGAAAAUAAUGUGGAGGAACCUCCAGUUUUCAAAGGCGACCCUUUUUUCAUCCUACCAUCCUUUCAAUCUGAAACCUCCACCCCAUCAACCGGAGGGCAGUCUGGAAAAGAUACACCCUCAGAAGAUGACAGAAGUCAAAGUAGGGAUCACUUGACAGACAAUCUAACUCCCAAGGGAGGGAGUGGAGAAAUGCUGCUUCUACCACCAUUGAGCCCUAAAAUGGAGAAAAAGGACCAAGCCAGGAAAAAAGAAUGGUGGGAGAGCGCUAGCAACAAAAUCUACACCAUAGCCACUGAUAAAACUAUCUCCAAACUCAUGACUGAGUAUAAGAAAAGGAAGCAGCAACAAAACUUGAUCUCUUUCACCAAAGAUGUCAAAGUGGAAAAGAAGGGAGAGUUGUUGGGCUCAAGAGGGCAGGAUUCACCACUCCCCCAGCGACCGCAACAUCUGGUGGAUCAGGGCCAAAUGAGGCAUUCCUUCAGUGCCGGCCCAGAGAUCUUGAGGCAAGAGAAGAGGCCGCGCUCAGGAUCUACAGUCAGCUCCCUGAAUAUAUCUGUGCGAGAUGCAGAGGCACAAAUACAGGCAUGGACAAACAUGGUGCUGACAGUUCUCAACCAGAUUCAGACCCUGCCUGACCAAACCUUCACAGCCCUCCAGCCAGCUGUGUUCCCCUGCAUCAGUCAGCUGACUUGUCACGUGACCGAUAUCCGUGUCCGUCAGGCUGUGAGAGAAUGGCUGGGAAGAGUGGGAAGGAUCUAUGAUAUCAUUGUAUAAAGGAAACAUGUUUCAUUAGCAAGGGGAGAAGGAAUCAAAGGCUUUUACAGGUAUAAAAAUGGAAUGCCGUUACUGGAAGUAACUGGUAUGGAGCUACACAUGCAAUGCCUAUUCAUGGUGAUAAAGUCUGAAGCAGUAAGCCCUCCAACAUGUCCUUUACCUACUUAAGAUUGUAUGUUUGUCAUUCUCACCCCAACAAAGGAAGCGCUACACUUCACAUUAAGUAGCAUGACAAAUCUGAAAAUUGCUGGUAAACCAGGCUGGUACAUAAAGCCUCAGUAAAUUUCAUAGAUUGUGUAUGAAUGUGUUUCUGCAGUAAGGAAAGGAGAAGAAAUAGUCAAAAUCGCCCUGGAUGCAGUUGGGAUGAAAGCACCUGUUCUCACCUAAUAUGGGUGUCUCAGAUGCCUGUAAUUCCCAAGAUUUAGGACCAGAAUUAUCUACCUGGCCUCCAUUUUUUGAACAUGUAAUAUUGUGGGCCCUACUAAUUGAAGGUUCAGAGGAUUCAAUAAUUGGUGGAUACAGCUCUCCCUUAAAUAUUUAAGUACAGGAGUUGAUUGUGCUUCAAAACACAACUGGAUCACCUCACUCACAAACCUAGAUAACUGAAUAAUUGUGAGGAAAAAGCUGAGGGCACAACAAGUGAAAGCAGGGGCGAGGGGUUGUUUUAAAUUUUCCCCAUGAAACUAAAACGCAUCUGGGAAAAAAGUCACUAUAAAGAUUACAUAUUCAGAAAAAAUUAUUGAUCUCACUGUUUAGUAAUCAUUUUAAAUUUACAUUCUAGGCCAAGGCUUUAAGCCUGGGGUAUUGUGUGGCUGGGUAGGAGAGGCCUCUGAAUCGUAGCACUAGGGUAGAGGGUCCUUUUUGCUGCUAACAUAUGGGACAUGGCUUGAAGAAAGUGGGAUGAAGAGGAGCCCUGGAAAUUCCACUUAUCAGCCACAUAUAUAACACAACCCUCUCCGCUAAUCCAUAUUGCAGAUACUAUUGCAUUCAUUCUACAUGCAUAACUCCAACUGAGGUUACAGUGCCAGUUCUUCUGUGAAGCUAGUGAUGAAUAUGCCCUAGUGAGCUAAAUUGCAGCCUGGCCAAGAGAAUUGUGGCAAACACCUAGCAUUUAAGCAAACAUGAUGGAAAUAUACUAUACAGCAGAAUCGGCUUAUAUGUUUCCAUAGGAGAAGGUAUUCUCACAUGUACAGUCAGUCUGCUGUAGCUCUAAGGAUCUCCACUAUUUGCAGCUAUAUUUACCCCUACUGCCAGUACCGCUUAAUAUGAGUCAAACUAAACAAGAUCUUGCAGUGCAAUUCUUUAGUUGGCCAGAGGAGGCCUGUGGUAGAGGGAGUUCCCUGCUCCCUCAUACUCCCAGCUUGUGCAGAGUUGACCAGUGCACAGUCUGUGCAUGUAUUGGUGUAAAACAAAACCUCACUUCAAAAGAUGAACCUCAGCCAACAAGAACAUGCUCAUUCUGCAGGGAACUCCAUGUGAGUGGAACCUCUUUUAAAUCUGUAGAAUACCAUGGGAGUACAGGGUUUCUCCUGUGCUGAUCUCCUUGCAGGAUUGGGGCCUAAGUUUCUGAUAGAAUCUCAGUGCUUGGGGAGGAAAAAAAGACUUAAAACAGCUACAAUAUUUCCAGUAAUUGUGAAUUGCUGGCUGAUGAAUAAGCACGGUAGGUGUAAGGGAGGGUCAUCUCUGGUUGUGGAAUCUUAACACGGUCCCUCUGACAGAUGGACAAUGUCCACCUGGUGCUCCCUUAAUAAGUAGCCCCUGGGUUGAUCAUACUUUUGGUUGUUCCUCUAUUGUAUUUAUAGAGAUUUUAACAAUUUUACACAUAGACUCUCUAUACCUUACCCAGAGAGGCUUAUGUCUAUACAGACUAUGGCAGCAAGUCUCACCUGGUUUGACACUUGGGCUUAUGCGAUGGUGUGAAAAAACACCCUGUAGACAGAGUAGCUCAGGCUUUGAACCUCACUCCCCUCUUUAGGUUUCAGUGCCCAAGCAGCUACAUGUCAAGCUGGGAAGUUUAGCUUUCUAGUGCAUAUUUGCUGUGUAGCAUCUUUUGCCACAAGUUUUUCACCCAUUCACACCAGACCUGAAAUGGGCCCAUACAUGCAUUGUAUUUAGGGUUGCCAACCCUCUGGGAUCCUCCCAGAAUCUGCAUCAAUCUCCUCAUGACUACUGAAAGCAAUCCAGGAGAUUUUAAUAGGCUAUUUUAAGAAAAUUACAUUACAUCAUGCUGGGGGGGGAAAUCUCCCAGAAUAGCUUCAGUCAGAGUUGGCAACCCUAGUUGUAUUGCUUAAAUGUGCAUUUUCAACAGCUGUCUAAAAGGCACCUCUAUCUUAUUGCCAAAAAAAAGUUGGUUGCGUUUAUCUGAUCUGUUUUACAUUUUGUGUACACACCUUUACCCAGCAUACUACAAUCAAGUUAAUACAUUCUGUGGUGUCAGCUCUCACAUACCAGGUUGGAGCAUGUGGUUUUUUUCUUUUCCUUCCACUGACAGCACAUUCAGAAAUUAAGGCCAAAAUAUAUGAUUAAGUUAAAUUUGAGAUCUCAAAUUAACAGAAGAAAAGAACUUAAAAUCAGUUUUGUGAACCAUGUAAGAAUUGCGGCAUAUUCUGUACAACUUGACUCUUAACAGCAGCUGAGUCUGCACCAUCCCCCUGCCCUGUUCCAACCUCGCUGCAAUAUGUGGGCACAGUGGCAGCAUCCAUAUGGAUGCCAAUCUUAGGGCACUAUUCUUUCCCCCGAACUAGUUCCUGUGCAUUGCUCAGGCAGCCCGAAGGAGGCAGAAUGUGGCCAGGGCUUGCUAGCUGCACAUUCCCUGACAGAGGAGCUCUAAGCUUGCAUGAAAUGAGACCAAUUGACUUCUGCUCCAGCCACCCUCCCACCCCCAUAUUGGGGUUAUUUUGGAGGGAGGGAGCAGAGUUAUCUGCUGGCAUGUAGUUCCCCAGCAGCAGCUCACCUCACACAGGGGCAGAAUGGCACACACAGGGAGCUGUAACUGGCUCCCUCACUCCCACCAUCCCCAUGACUACAGUAGGGCAGGAAAUGCUUUGUCCACUUCAUGAGAAUUUUUUUUUUAAAAGCUCAAAGUCUAAAUCUCAAAACUUUUCACUAACCAAACAAUUGACCCAUUUUUGCUUUGACUUCAACUUGGUUCCGUGGUUGGUUGGUGCUAUAAUUUAACUUGAAUUUUAAAACAAAGUCAUUCUGACCUGUAAAAUUGAACUUUCUUUUAAAAGACUUAAAAGGGGGAGGAAGGGAACAUUUUGACACACAAUUAUUUUCCCACAAACACUUUUGGCCUCAGUCUCCAUGAAUGGGCAUUUUGGGUAUGAAAAAUGUUUAAUUGAAAAGUUCCUGACCAUCUCUCACUGCCACCCACCUGCACAGAGUUCGGCUCAUCGUAAGAGCAUGAGAGAGACCAGGCCUUCAUUUAACUCCUGCAGCUAAUUGUCUACAUCACUGCUUUUUAAAGUUUUUUUUUUUUUAAUGCAACAACAUAAAGUGCCGACUCUCCCCACCAGUGCCUAAGGUUUUAAGAGGACAUUAACAAAUGUGUGUACAAUAUUGCUGGCAUUUAAUUAAAAAAAUAGGGAAUUUUUUUUCUCGCAAAUAAUGUUAGUGUAAAAAGGUAUGUCUGGCCCACUACGACAGGUCUUUAAAACAGCUCCAGUCUCACUGCCUCACUUUACAUAAAAUGUUAAAACAUCACCAAUGGCAAACAGCAAAACAACUCCAACCAUGAUAAUUUUGUGUAGAAAGCUUGAUGAGACAUAAUGAACUCCAGGGAAAAGCAAACUCAGAAUCAGCCCCACUCAGUUAUACUUAGGCCCAGUUAGGUUUAUAGAAGGAAGAAAGGGCCCCCUGACCGUAGCCCCUCUGGCAACUUCUCAAACCACUGUAGAGGUGAUGUGACAGCUCUCUCCCAGCCGUCCAGUGUGGGGGGCAGGAUCAGGGACAUGUCUGGAUAGCACAGUGCUAUGGCCACUUUCUGUUUCCCUGGGCCUGAUGGAAGAGAGUGUAAGUUAGAGAGCACCGUUGAGGAUCUUUUUAUUCCAGGGGUUCAGUAUGCUGCUGCAAAACCCCAAACUAUGGGGAGUAUAAAAGUGGCUUAAAGCUACCAUUGCCCUCCCACCCCAUCCAAAUAACAGGGCUUUUCUACAGGGCAAGUUAGUGCACAGAAAGCCAGGGAGUGAAUCUACAAUACACACCAGCUUGCUAGCUGCCUGUGUUUUUCCUAUCUGCUUGUAAGCCAGGGUGUGAUGCUACAGCCCUCCCUGCUUGCAGUAACUUGCCUUGCUAUUUAAUCAUAAAAGGUGGGUGAGGUAAUAGCUUUUAUAAAUAUAAAAAGACAAGAUACUACCUCACCCACAUUGUGUCUCUAAUAUCCUGGGCCCAAUACAGCUGCAACACUACACACAACAAUGUGAUUAAAUAGUCUGUCCUGAAUCAUGGGCCUUUUGUUCCAAAAAUUAAAGCAAAGGGACAUCAUAAGCUUUAAACACAUGCUUGAGCUGAUUUUUUUUUUAAUCUAGUAUUGGUAAAAGUAACAGCUACUGUAGUAAUUGAAAGAUUAGAGAAAAAAAUUACUGCUUGAGACUGCAUUUGAUAGCACUUUACAUAUAACUGUUUCGUCUCUUGUUGGUGUAGCUCUUUCACAAAGAAACAGGAGAAUAAAACAUUUUAAAAAUAGUAAAAUGUGACUAAAACUUCAACAAUUGGCUGAUGGAAUCUGUGGCAGUUGUAGUACUAGAAACUACUUUAACCCUUUUUUAAAAACUGACUUAAGAUGGUGAAAGCUUAAAGAAAAGGAGUGCCGGUGGCACCUUAGAGACUAACAAAUUUAUUAGAGCAUAAGCUUUCGUGAGCUACAGCUCACUUCAUCGGAUGCAUUUGGUGGAAAAAACAGAGGAGAGAUUUAUAUACACACACACAGAGAACAUGAAACAAUGGGUUUAUCAUACACACUGUAAGGAGAGUGAUCACUUAAGAUAAGCCAUCACCAGCAGCAGGGGGGGGAAAGGAGGAAAACCUUUCAUGGUGACAAGCAAGGUAGGCUAAUUCCAGCAGUUAACAAGCUCACGAAAGCUUAUGCUCUAAUAAAUUUGUUAGUCUCUAAGGUGCCACCGGUACUCCUUUUCUUUUUGCGAAUACAGACUAACAGGGCUGCUACUCUGAAAGCUUAAAGAAACUCUUGUGGAAAAUGCAAGGUCUCAGCUUUAGGAAAAGAACUGUAGGCAGCUAGUAGUGGUAAAAAAGAAGUUCCUUACUAGUGAGUAAAAAGAAAAGGAGUACUUGUGGCACCUUAGAGACUAACAAAUUUAUUUGAGCAUAAGCUUUUGUGAGCUACAGCUCCGAUGCAGUGAGCUGAAGCUCACAAAAGCUUAUGCUCAAAUAAAUUUGUUAGUCUCUAAAGGUACCACACGUACUCCUUUUCUUUUUGCAAAUACUACUACUCUGAAACCUGUUACUAGUGAGUGUGAACACAUGCGUUCAUGGAGCAGACACUGUUGGAUUUCCACUUAAGAAAUACAAUAUCCUCUUUCAUACACAAGAGUCUCACAGAAAUCAUUAAAGGACAUUUCAAGCCCUGCUAGGAUAAUAGCAUGAGGUGAUGGGAACAUAUUACUAGUUUAGAAUUUUCCAAUUAAACAGCCUUUAAAGUCAGCCUGGUUUACAAUGCAUUUCAGACAGACACAAUUCUUCCUAGCUCUGGGUUAAAAACUGGAUUCUUCACCUGACUUGCUUCUGUGUUAUUUCCAUUUUGUGCGUCACACGUUUGUGUGUUUGUUUUUAAUUGGAAAGACGACAAUGAAUGUACAAGUUCUGCCAGCUUCUGCACCUUGUAAAUAACCUGUAGUAAAUUAUAAAAUGUUUUCUCCAUCGUUUUGUCAGUGAAAGAAACUGCUCCUGUGCUCUGAUAAGAUGCCAUCACUCCGUUUUUUUCCUGUUUUGAAGGUGAUUUUUAAUUUAAAGAUAUAGUGUUUUUAUAAGACCAUCCUGUCAAGGUGGAGCUUUUAAGGGAAUGUUUUUCAAGUGUUGCAUGGCAGUCCUGGAUAUUGUUUGUUAAUGAGAUUUUAAUUGUGGAACUCCCUCUUGUCAUGUUUAAAAUAUACCCCUCCCCAGAUUUUCUGCCCCUUCAACAAAACAAAUAUGAGAUUCAGCUUUGGUGAUUAGCUUUGAAACUCAUGGGCUCGACACAGGGAUCCAAACUGAACAAAAAUAUCCUACACUGGAGAAUAGUACCACUGCCACCUGUACUGGGGCUGUGCCUCUACCAGAGUUAACCUGUUUCAGAUGCAGCAUGUCCACGCUGUGCUUGUCAUUGUACCACUGCAUUGUGAGCGCUCUUCUGAUAAAACUAGGCACAGCUCCUGGAGGGUCCACAAGAUAGGAACUCUAAUGAGAUGUGGCUGUUCAUGCACACCUCCUUAAGCGUGCAGGAGAGAAAUCUGGUACUGUGCGCUUCUUGAGAUUUGUAUCUCCUUAAGGCAUUUAGGACUCAAUCCUGCAUUAUUGAAGUCUUAAGUUACCAAGAUCAGACCCUUAUCCUGCUUACCUUUUCAAGUUCUCCAGAGAUUGCAAAACUUCUCAAAAACCUCUGGAUGUAUACAGGCCCUCAUUCUAGUGCACUCCUGAGAUACUCAUGCACCCCUGCAAACAAAAACCUCCAGGUUUAGGACAGCUCUAGUUUUAUGUUUAAUGGCCUGAUCACAUAAGCUUAAGUCAUAACUAUCCUGCCCAUGUGUUCUGGGUCAAACAGACAAAUGUUAACAUUCCCAUGACCUUGAAGAAUUACAAAUAUCUAAAAUGUGUGCUAAUGACUUGUUUGGGAGGUACCAUUACUCAGCUUGGAAUUUUUCUAUACAAUUUCAUUCCUCCCCUUGCCCAUACUGUUGAGUGUGUGAGAGAGUGAACCUACUCUUGAGUAGCCCAUUUGAAUGUUCUAUUCGGUAAAAUAAUUUAAGCAAGGCAAUACAUGUGUUGCUAACUAGUCACAUACCAUAAGGCAAUGGUUCUGGUUUUGCUCAUUUGAAAUGUGAGGAUUCCCCCACUCCCACCCCAGUUUUCAGAAACUCUUUGGCUUUUAAAAGAAUGAGUACUGGCACUCACUUUUUUACUAAUAAAUGCAAAAGAGAACAUAGCAUACAAACACAAUGUUUUAUUUGUGUAAUAUAAAUAAUAGCACCAGGCUGCAAAGGAUCCAUUCUUUUCCACAUCCCUUACAGCUCAUGAGGCUACAGCAUAGGAUUAUUUUGGCAACACACCAGCACAGCCCCAAUGUAUUUCAUAUGUGCUUUGACCAGAUCACCAUCUCCCCAUCCUGCGCUCCCUCCAAUUCAGUUUAAUUAACGCCUCAACUUGCAACACGCACUCCCCCAGGGUCAUUCCUCAGCACAGUUAGUGUCCUAAUUUACCAGACAAACAGGCAGGAGCUUUGGCCAUAAAAAUACAAAUAAAGGAGUGCUGCAAAGUUCUGCUUCUAUAAUGCCGGCACGUAAAAUAAAUAAAUUUAUAUUUAGAGGCUCAGGCUAAAAGUUUUAGGGGAAAAAAAUCUACCUCUUUUUGGAAGGCUGUGGUAUUGCACUGGCAUAAAACUAAAGUAAAUCAAGAGUGAACCAGGGCAUGGGAUCAGACCUCUAGACUGCCCUUUAUUUUACACCCAAUUUUACUAUUUGGUGUUCUCUGUUGUAAAGAAUUGAGCGUCAGAACCACUGAGUCAGGUAACAAUUUUAGAGAUUGGGAUAAGUUUCUUCAGCAAAAAUAGCAUCAUCAUAGGAAAGUUCUUGCACUCUGACUUCCUAUUCCCAUAUUUCCUCUCCCUGUCCCAAAUUUGGGCUAAGCUAAAGUAAGAGUUAGAGAAACUACCACAAUUCAACAAGAAGUGACUGAAAUGAAUGACAGCUGUACUGGUAGGAUGGUGUAGGCAAUUAGCUUUGAGCAGUGAAUGAACCGAAAUGGCUAUGACCGCUUAGAGCCUAGAUGUGUGGCAAACACACCAUUCUACACAGAGAGAAAAGAUGAGAAGGAUACAGUGAAGGCUGCUGCUGUUCUCUGUUACUGCAAGACCAUGUACUGUACAGUGAGGCUUGCAGUGGGGGUUUUUCACAACAGAUUGCUUCAUGGGCCUUGGGAUCUGUGGCAAGCAUCCAGUAUCUUCUUGCAGUUCCCCUAUAUGUUGCAAAGAAACACAAUUAAUGCUAUAACUAAACCAAACCCUUUUUCCCUCCUACAAGGAAUUGAAAAUAAAGCCAAAAGGGAGUUGACGCUCCACUUGCCCUCUUAAAAUUAUGCCAAAGAUCUAACUCUUUCCUGUUUGAAAAUGACCAUGAGAUUUAAACUACAAUAUUCCCACAGUGAUGACUGCCCUAACAAGCAUCUUACUACAAAAAUCACUAAUCCCAGGACUUUACCUUCAUGGUCAUAUGUUAAUGAGGAGCCUCUGAUAAUUUUCUAGUGACUUGAACUGGCCUUGUCAAGGGAGUCAAUACAUUUGAUUUAUAUUCUAUACAGUUUACACAUAGUUAUUUACACCCUGAUCCUCAAAGGUAAUUAGACAUCGACAUUAGGUACCUAAAUACCCUAAUGCUCAUCUAGCUGUGAUUCAGAGAUAUUUUAUCUCCUAUCUUUCUUUGGGCGCUUUAGACAAGAAACACUGCCUCAUACCUGCUGUGCUCUUUUGUGCCACUGCAUUUGUUUGGUUAUUAUGUGUCCAUUGCCCAACAGGUCACUGUAAGCUGGCUUGCAAAAUGUAUUGUGUAUAUUUUAUUCAAACUGAAUUCAGAAAGGAAAAUAUUUUAAAA